This is a messenger RNA of Calliphora vicina (urban bluebottle blowfly), 1064 nucleotides long. RefSeq names its product vacuolar protein sorting 2 (gene Vps2). Bases 61 to 807 code for a protein of 248 amino acids. Lineage: Eukaryota; Metazoa; Arthropoda; Insecta; Diptera; Calliphoridae. The record is from RefSeq and is a predicted model, not a curated record. Gene Ontology annotation, cellular component: multivesicular body; ESCRT III complex. The transcript is spliced from 2 exons. Gene Ontology annotation, biological process: endosome transport via multivesicular body sorting pathway; protein transport; late endosome to vacuole transport.
ACUGAGUAAUUCCAAAACAAAUAAUAUUAAGCAAUUAAAAGAAAUAUAAAUUAAAUAAAAAUGGAUUGGUUGUUUGGCAAGAAAAUCUCGCCCGAUGAGAUGCUACGCAAAAAUCAAAGAGCUCUCAACAAAGCCAUGAGAGACUUGGACAGGGAGCGUAUGAAAAUGGAACAGCAGGAGAAAAAGAUUAUAGCCGACAUCAAGAAAAUGGCCAAGGAGGGACAAAUGGAUGCGGUUAAGAUAAUGGCCAAAGAUUUGGUACGCACACGUCGUUACAUUAAGAAGUUUAUGCUAAUGAAGGCCAACAUACAGGCAGUGUCGCUGAAAAUACAGACAUUAAAAUCACAGAAUACUAUGGCUCAGGCCAUGAAGGGCGUUACAAAGGCCAUGCAGAAUAUGAAUCGUCAAUUGAAUUUACCACAAAUCCAAAAGAUUUUACAAGAUUUCGAAAAACAAUCGGAAAUGAUGGACAUGAAGGAGGAAAUGAUUAACGAUGCUAUCGACGAUGCCAUGGAAGAUGAGGGCGAUGAGGAGGAGACCGAUGCCGUUGUGUCUCAGGUAUUGGAUGAGUUGGGCUUGCAAUUGGGUGAACAGCUAGGAGACCUGCCUACCGCUUCAGGUUCAUUAUCUAUAGCUGGUGGUGUUAAGAAUACACCAGCUGCCGUGGCUGCUGGAGCAGCUGGUGGCGCUAUUAGUAGUCCCAGUGGUGGGGGUGGCGGAGCUACUGGCGGUAGUGGUCCUUCGACUCCCAUGUCGGAUGCCGAUGCUGAUUUACAGGCUCGUUUGGAUAAAUUGCGACGAGACUAAAUUCUCCUGCCAGGCAUUGUACUGUGUUAAAAAUAGUUUUUGUUUUUAUAUGAUUUUUUUUUCGGAUUUUAUUUAUUUGAUAUCUCAUUGUCGAAUAACCACCAACCACACAAAUAUAAAUAUGUAUAUUGAAAAAAGCUAUGUUUUUGUAAUUAUUGCAAUGGAACUUGUAUUGAUAAACAUUUAUCCUGGGUGUAACACGAAUUCUUUAACAAAAAAAAUCAAUAAAGUUUUUUUAUUAUUUUAAAAAUCUUUAA